AGCGUCAGUCUUUGCUUGUUCUUCGUAUUGUACUGACGCGUUUACUCUCUCUUUUUUCUCCUUCUCUCUCUUUUCUCUCUCUUUCUCUCUCUUCUCUCUCCGGUCCUACAACGGUUAGUGAAAGAUUCGCCCUUUGCAAUAUGGCGACUCAGGCUAUCACUCGGAAAAAACUAAAUACACACGAGCAGAAAAUAAGCAGAAACGGCUUAACCUUUCACGAGGACAUCCUAGCCAACGGCCAUGCUGAUUUACAAAGCAAUGGACGUGUACAGUUUCCAGAGAAAAAAACAAAGGUGAAACCGGCGAAAUUAAGAUCAAAGGAAUCAUUCGAAAGAAUACCGUUUAUUACUGCAGUAUUGACCCAUUUAGGAUUCUGUAUUCUUAUGUUUCUUGGUUUUAUAAAUCAAUUACUUUUCACCCCCAGAGUUGCAAAAGAAUACAAUAGAGAGGGUUAUGCAUCUUUAUAUGAGCAUUUCGAAAAGUUUUAUCUUCGAUACGUUUACAGGAGAGUAAGGGAUUGUUGGAACAGGCCAAUAUGUUCUGUUCCAGGUGCCACGGUUACACUUAAGGAUAGAAUAACGAAAGAUUAUGGAUGGACGUUUCAAUUCACGGGAACGACAUCAGAAUGUAUAAAUUUAGGAUCGUACAAUUAUUUAGGCUUUGCAGAAGCGAAUGGUAAAUGUGCUGAUCAAAGUAUUGAAACUUUGAAAAAAUUUGGUUGUGCUAGUUGCAGUAGUCGUCUAGAACUUGGAAAUAUGCCAAUUCACGAAGAAUUAGAACAAUUAACGGCUAGGUUUUUGGGUGUGGAGGACGCUAUAGUCUUUGGAAUGGGUUUUGCUACAAAUGCUCUUAAUUUGCCCUCAUUAUUGAGCAAGGGGUGUUUAGUAUUAAGUGAUGAAAAAAAUCAUGCCUCAUUAAUACUUGGAUUGAGAUUGUCUGGUGCUACAGUUAGAGUAUUUGAGCACAAUAAUAUGAAGCAUUUAGAAAAAUGUUUGAAAACUGCAAUAGUUUUUGGACAACCAGAAUCUCAUAAACCUUGGAAAAAAAUAGUGAUUGUAGUGGAAGGUGUUUAUUCUAUGGAAGGUUCUAUUGUACAUCUACCUGAAAUUUUGCAGCUCAAGAAGAAAUACAAAGCUUAUCUUUAUUUGGAUGAAGCUCAUAGCACAGGUGCAUUAGGCAAACGUGGAAGAGGUGUUUGUGACUAUUAUGAAAUUGAUCCACGAGAAGUGGAUAUACUUAUGGGAACUUUUACGAAAAGUUUUGGGUCCGCUGGCGGUUAUAUUGCCGGAACAAAAAUAUUAAUAAAUCAUUUAAGGAUACAUAGUCAUGCACAUACUUAUGCGGCAGCUAUGUCUCCACCGAUAGCACAGCAAAUUAUAACUUCAAUGAAAAUAAUAGCUGGAGAAGAUGGUACAGAUGAUGGAAAAAGAAGAACAAAACAAUUAGCGAGAAACACUAGAUAUUUCAGACGCAGACUUAAUCAGAUUGGAGUUAUUAUUUAUGGAAAUGAAGAUUCACCUGUUGUACCUAUGUUAGUUUAUUUGUUUUCAAAAAUAGGUUCAGUUGUACGAACCUUAACAACAUAUAACAUAGCAGCAGUUGGAGUUGGAUUUCCAGCAACUCCAUUAAUGGAAGGCAGAAUACGAUUUUGUCUUUCUGCUGCACAUACUAAACAACAAUUAGAUUAUGUGUUAUUACAUAUUGAAAGUCUUGCAGAUUUCUUGGGUUUAAGAUAUUCUCGUAAAUCUCGCGAUCCUGCCCCCAUAGAAUAUUAUUCCGAUGGUGAGGCCGAAUGACCUGUUAUCUAAAAAUAGAUUCUUUAGGAUAUUUACUUUGCUCCAAAGAAGCGCCUGGUAUUUCUAUGGAGAAACACUGCCUUGGAAGAACUCUACACGCAUUCUUUUAUAUGCUUUUCCAUUGAUGUACAUAUAUUAAAUUUUAAUUAAAUUGCAAAUGAGAAGAAAA
Molecule: messenger RNA, 1965 nt
Organism: Apis cerana (Asiatic honeybee)
Lineage: Eukaryota; Metazoa; Arthropoda; Insecta; Hymenoptera; Apidae
Gene: lace
Product: serine palmitoyltransferase long chain base subunit
Biological process (GO): ceramide biosynthetic process; sphingosine biosynthetic process
Cellular component (GO): serine palmitoyltransferase complex
Molecular function (GO): serine C-palmitoyltransferase activity; pyridoxal phosphate binding
Source: RefSeq, a predicted model, not a curated record